ACCACCCAUCCCUCUGCCCCACAGGAUGAGUUCCACCCCUUCAUUGAGGCGCUGCUCCCCCAUGUCCGGGCCUUCGCCUACACAUGGUUCAACCUGCAAGCCCGCAAGCGCAAGUACUUCAAGAAGCAUGAGAAGAGGAUGACGAAGGACGAGGAGAGGGCGGUGAAAGAUGAGCUGCUGAGUGAGAAGCCAGAGGUGAAACAGAAAUGGGCCUCGCGCCUUCUGGCCAAGCUGCGCAAGGACAUCCGGCCCGAGUGCCGUGAGGAUUUUGUGCUCUCCAUCACCGGCAAGAAGCCCUCAUGCUGCGUCCUCUCCAACCCUGACCAGAAGGGGAAGAUGCGCCGCAUCGACUGCCUGCGGCAGGCAGACAAGGUGUGGCGGCUGGACCUGGUCAUGGUCAUCCUCUUCAAAGGGAUCCCACUGGAGAGCACCGACGGUGAGCGCCUGGUCAAGUCAGGCCAGUGCACCAACCCCAUCCUCUGCGUCCAGCCCCACCACAUUAGUGUCUCUGUCAAGGAGCUGGACCUCUACCUGGCUUACUUCGUCCGUGAGAGAGAUGCAGAGCAGAGCAGCAGCCCCCGGACAGGCAUUGGCUCGGACCAGGAGGACAGCAAACCCAUCACGCUGGAUUCCACAGACUUCCAGGAAAGCUUUGUUACCUCGGGGGUGUUCAGUGUCACCGAGCUCAUCCAGGUGUCCCGAACACCGGUGGUGACAGGCACGGGUCCAAACUUCUCUCUUGGGGAGCUCCAGGGCCACCUGGCCUAUGACCUGAACCCCUCCAGCACUGGCAUGCGGAGGACACUGCCCAGCACCUCUUCCAGCGGGAGCAAACGGCACAAGUCGGGGUCCAUGGAGGACGACAUCGACACCAGCCCGGGGGGCGAGUACUACACCUCCUCCAAUUCCCCCACCAGCAGCAGCCGCAACUGGACAGAAGACAUGGAAGGGGGCAUCUCCCCCACUGUGAAGAAGACAGAGAUGGACAAGUCCCCCUUCAACAGCCCGUCACCCCAGGACUCCUCGCCCCGUCUGAGCAGCUUCACGCAGCACCACCGUCCCGUCAUCGCAGUGCACAGCGGUAUCACUCGAAGCCCACACCCAUCAUCUGCACUGCAUUUCCCCACCACCUCCAUCCUCCCACAAACGGCCUCCACCUACUUCCCCCACACGGCCAUUCGGUACCCGCCUCAUCUCAACCCACAGGACCCACUGAAAGAUCUCGUCUCACUGGCCUGUGACCCGUCCAACCAGCAGCCCGGACCGUUAAAUGGAAGUGGUCAAGUGAAAGUGCCCAGCCACUACUUGCCCCCGCAGAUGCUGGCGCCGCCACCUCCCCCUGGCAUGCCCCGCUUGGCCGUCUCUCCUGACACCAAACCCACUACGACAACUACCGAGGGAGGGACGACCUCGCCGACAUCACCCACCUACUCUGCACCAGGCACGCCCCCUGCGAACCGUUCCUUCGUGGGAUUAGGACCAAGGGAUCCUGGGAGUAUCUAUCAGGCACAGUCCUGGUACCUGGGAUAACCGCCGCCGUGCCGCCCCUUCGCCUCCCUUCUCUGCUUUAGGCACCCCCAGAGGAACAUCCCUGAGCACCAGGCCCAGCCUUGUGGUGACGACGGAGAGCGUGGACUCACGAUGACGACGACGACGACAACGACGACGACAAGCAAAACCCACACCCGAAGGAAAGAGCGAGGGAAAGGAAGAAGGAAAAGGGUCAAACUUUUUCAAAACAAAAAAACCCACACAAACAACACCCCCCUCCAACCCAGGAGGAUCCCACCCCCCCCCUCCCCCCAGGAGAACAAAGAAACACACACACACGAAAGAGAAAAAAACACUAUUAUUUGCCCCCGUUGGACAGCGCUACGCUGAGACCUGACACAACUCGUGCCAGCAAUGCUCCUGCAGCGCCUGACCCCCAGCGGCUGCCGACUCCCUCGGUCCUGCCUCCAUGUGAGUAGAAAAGAUCAAACCCCCUUUGGGCGUCCCCCCACCCGGCCACACACAGACUGUCAGGGGAGCCCGGGGUGUGACACGGUGACAUGGUGCUGCAGUGGCCGGGGCUUGGCUUGUCAUGACUUUCACAGGAGGAAGGGGGCUGGGGGUUCCCGUCCCCCCCUACCGUGUCCCCGUGUCCCCCACACGUGUCCCCACCCCGGGGGUUGGGCGGGGGGAGCUGUGAUGAGGGGACACUCCGUGUGUCUGAGCUAUGCAUUCCUGUGGACAGGUACGGGGGGGGGGGGGGCGCGAUUGUGUUGCACAUUUGUAGGAAAUGCACUUUGAAGAGGGAUUGGUAAAAAAAAAAAAAAAAAAAGAAAGAAAAGAAAAUAUUACAAAAAAGGAGGAAAAGGAAGAGGAGGAGGAGGACGAAGAGGAGGAAGAAACAGAGCCCCCGGCCUGGCCUUUGGCUGCUUUGGGGUUUUUUGGGAUUUUUUUCUUUUUUUAACGCCAAGGGCAGAGCCCCCCCGCACCCCCCAAAGCACCCCCCACCCCCCAAACCCCCCUGAACCCCAAAGCCCCCUCCGCACCCACCACCCUGCGCCAAGUGCCUGAACCGCUGCGGUGGAAGGGACACAGACCCGGAGAACCCCCUUAAGGAUCCCCCCCCACUGAGGGGGAAGCGCUGGAGGAAGUCCCCAUCCCGCGCAGGGGAGGAAGAAGAUGAGGAAGACCCCCGGUGUUCCCCCGGAGCAGACUGGUGUUUCCCCCCGGCGCCGCAGGGGACAGCUCACGGGGGUGAUGGAGAGAAGCCACUGUGGGAUGUGCGGGAUGGCAGCGAGGGCACCGCCAAACCCUCCCCCGCCUCCCGCGGGAAGGAAAAGGGCUGGAUGGAGGAAAUCCCUGGAGAGGAGAAGACAUCCAACACGAGAAGAAAAAGAAAACCCGCAAGAGAACAAGAGAAAACAGCAAAAGAAGCACUUGGCGGCAACGGAGCCCUCUUUCGUUUGGGGUUAUUUUUUAUAGACCUGAGAAAAGCAUUAAAAAAAAAAACCCAAGGGAAAAAAAAAAAAAACAGCGAAAAAGAGGAGAAAAAAAAAAAGAAAAAAAAAAACGGACAAAACCCCCUGUUUAUAAGUGCAUGGUGCUUUACCAGGACCUGGCGACCCGGCUCGGCCCCGCCGUGCCGGCGAUGCUGUGCAUGGCAGAGUGUAACCAGCUCGACCUUCCCCUCAGCAACAGAGAAAAAGAGGAAAAAAAAAAAAAAAAAACAAACAAAAAAAAAUCUGUAUAAAAGAAAAAAAAAAAAGGGGGCGAAAACCCGAAAAAAAAGCAAGAAAAAAAAAAAAAACCACAACAAAUCCAUGUUUUCCUAAUUUGCACGAAGUUUUCUACCACAAGAUGUGCCUUUGCCUUCGGAGCCUCAGUAUUACCGGGCCCGGUGCCGGGGAGCGGGAGCCACUGCAUGCCCGGGGCCCCCCCCCCCGCCUCCUGCAUGGCUUCUUGGCCGGAAAAAUCCCCUUUUUCUCUCUUUUACUAUUAUUAUUAUUAUAUUGUUAUUAUUUUUUUUAACCCAUUUUCCUCCCCUUUGGAAACGUCUUCCAGUUGAUGCACCCUCUGCGCCAACACACCAGAAUAUGCAAUUGCCGCCCCCCCCCCCCCCCGCUUUGCCUCUUUUUGAGGGGGGUUCCUUCCCUUUUGGGGGGGGUCUUUUGGUUUUUGGCUUCCAGCAACCAAAGGCAGCAAGGUGGGAGGCAGCGCCCCCCUACCCCUCCCAGGCCUGGACCCUGCCAGUGCUCUGGGUCUGGACAUGGCAAGGUGGAUGAGGGUGCAGUUGGGGUCCCUCAUGGCUGAGCCCUCGUGAGGUGGGGGGGCCAGCAUCCUGACCUCCCCCUUUUGAACUGGUUUUUAAUGGGGUGCAGGGCCAAGAGGGCUGAGCCCAGCAGCUCUUGUGACAGGAAUGGAACCGUGUGAAUGUAGCUGUGCCCCUCCCCUCCC
Pezoporus occidentalis (night parrot) is the source of this 3945-nucleotide messenger RNA. RefSeq names its product nuclear factor I C (gene NFIC). Gene Ontology annotation, molecular function: DNA-binding transcription factor activity, RNA polymerase II-specific; RNA polymerase II cis-regulatory region sequence-specific DNA binding. The record is from RefSeq and is a predicted model, not a curated record. Gene Ontology annotation, biological process: regulation of transcription by RNA polymerase II. Gene Ontology annotation, cellular component: nucleus. The transcript is spliced from 10 exons. Bases 139 to 1530 code for a protein of 463 amino acids. NCBI's taxonomy places the organism in Eukaryota, Metazoa, Chordata, Aves, Psittaciformes, Psittacidae.